Molecule: messenger RNA, 543 nt
Organism: Manis javanica (Malayan pangolin)
Lineage: Eukaryota; Metazoa; Chordata; Mammalia; Pholidota; Manidae
Gene: LRRC52
Product: leucine rich repeat containing 52
Cellular component (GO): voltage-gated potassium channel complex
Molecular function (GO): transmembrane transporter binding; voltage-gated potassium channel activity; potassium channel activator activity
Source: RefSeq, a predicted model, not a curated record
AUGGCGUACAAGACAAGGCGGAAUACCUUGGACCCCACUGCCUUCCACAGCCUCGUAACACUGCAGACCCUGUAUCUGAGCGGAAACCCCUGGAAGUGCAACUGCUCUUUCCUGGACUUUACCGUCUACCUGCUAGUGUCCCAUCUGAACCAUCCAGACGAUGACAACGCCACGUGUGUGGAGCCCACGGAGCUGGCAGGGUGGCCCAUCGCGCGGGCAGGGAACCCGCUCCGGUACAUGUGUGUCACGCACCUGGGCCGCCAAGACUACAUCUUCUUGCUGCUUGUCGGCUUCUGCAUUUUCUCGGCGGGCACUGUGGCAGCCUGGCUCACGGGCCUGUGCGCCGUGCUCUACCAGAACGCCCGCCGCAAGGCCAGCGAGGACAAGGCCGAGGCCGAGCACGGGCAGAGGCCAGAGGUCAGCAGGCCCAUUUUCCAAAGCAGGGCUGACUGGGCCCAGGAUGGGUUCCCCGGCGGGUCCAGUCACCAGCGGGCCGCCUGCUCUGCCCCUCCCCCUCCCUUGAGGCUACCACCUAGACACUGA